Podarcis muralis (Common wall lizard) is the source of this 3743-nucleotide messenger RNA. RefSeq names its product galanin receptor 3 (gene GALR3). Gene Ontology annotation, biological process: G protein-coupled receptor signaling pathway. Gene Ontology annotation, molecular function: G protein-coupled receptor activity. Lineage: Eukaryota; Metazoa; Chordata; Lepidosauria; Squamata; Lacertidae. Gene Ontology annotation, cellular component: plasma membrane. The record is from RefSeq and is a predicted model, not a curated record.
UAUGCAGCACUCGUAGAGAGGGUGUGGAGGGCAACCCGUGAUAUAUGGAUAUAUAUUCGCAUCUUCAUGCCUGUGGAUCCCUGAAGAAUAGAACCAGCUGUGUCAGGAAAGGAGGCUAGCAGAGAGAUCAGAUAGAUAGAUAGAUAGAUAGAUAGAUAGGCAGAUAGAUAGGCAGAUAAAAUAGGUUAGGUAGGUAGAUAAGCAGAUAGACAUUUAGAUUAGGAAGGUAAGUAGGUGGAUCGAUAGGCAGCUAGAUAGUACUGGAGAUCUGGCCAUAGGAGGGUUAACACCCAACCAAAGCUCAAGGAAAGAAAAAAAGGAUCAAUGGGCUUGGCACAGCAAGAGCAGGAGAGGGGGAGCAGAGAUCUAGAGAGAGACAUCAAGGCAGGAGAGAGAGAAAAAGAAGAAAGCAGAUGCAGCAAGGUGGAUGCACUAAGAAGUAGCUAGAGGAAGAGGCACAGGGAAGACCUACUGAGCACCUCAACUUGCAGAGUCCCCUCCGGCAGUUUCUUUUCCCUUGGCACUGGAGAGAAGCAGGGCAAGGGCUUCUUCGUGUUGCCCAAGCAUCGGUGCCGGAUAGCGAAGACCCGAAGGAGGCCAGGGGGAUCUCGCCUCUUUCCUAACAAGCCCCUUUCUCUCAGAUGGGGAGAUGCCAGACAGCUGGAACACAUCUUCAGACAGCGUAGAAGCACGAACUGCAGGCAUUAUUGUGCCGGUGGUCUUCUCCCUCAUCUUCUUCGUGGGCACAGUAGGGAACGGCUUGGUGCUGGCUGUGCUGCUGCGCAAUGGACAGGUGAAAUACAACACCACCAACCUGUUCAUCCUUAACCUGGCGGUGGCGGACCUGUGCUUCAUUGUCUUCUGUGUCCCCUUCCAGGCCACCAUCUACACGCUGGAUGGGUGGCUCUUUGGUGCCUUUGCCUGCAAGGCAGUGCACUUUCUCAUCUACCUCACCAUGUAUGCCAGCAGUUUCACCCUGGCAGCUGUCUCUGUGGACAGGUAUCUGGCUAUCCGUUACCCCCUGAAAUCCCGGGAUCUCCGGACCUCUCGCAACGCAGCGCUUGCCAUUGUAAUGAUCUGGACGCUGUCACUACUUUUUGCAGGGCCGUAUCUCAGCUACUACCAAAUAGUCCACUACCAGGAGGUGCCCAUCUGUGUCCCUAUUUGGGAGGACCAGCGCCGCAAGAUCUUGGACAUCCUCACCUUCGUAUUUGGCUACGUCCUCCCAGUUUUUGUUGUCAGCCUGGCUUACGCUAGGACCAUUAAGUUCUUGUGGACUGCUGUAGAUCCCAUUGAGAGGAUCUCGGAGUCCCGUAAAGCCAAGCGCAGGGUCACCAAGAUGAUCAUAGCAGUGGCUGUCCUCUUCUGCCUGUGCUGGCUGCCCCACCACCUAGUGAUCUUGUGCUUCUGGUUUGGCUAUUUCCCCUUUACCCGGGCCACCUACGCCUGCCGCUUGGCUUCCCAUUGCCUGUCCUACGCCAAUUCUUGCCUCAACCCAAUUGUCUACGCUCUCAUCUCCAAGCACUUCCGCAAGAGAUUCAAGCAGGUCUUCACUUGCCUCCUCAUUCAGGACAAGAACAAGAAGAAGCGAGCAGGCAACAAGGUCCACGUAGCCAAUGUCAACAAUGGUUUAGCCAACCAUACGGCAGGCUUCUGUGGAGGGAACACUGAGGUAACCCAACUCCAUGAGGAAAAUAUCCGAUGCUACCAGGGCCUGUUGCUGAAAGAAACUGAAGGGGGGGUGCCUGAGGCGUGGUCUCAUCAGUUAGAAGACACGGCCAUCUUGGAUCAGAGAGAGCUAAUGAAUGAAGAAGGUUCUGGGGCAACUGACAACAAUCAGCUGGCUGUGACAACACACGAGGGACUGUAACCUACUAAUUAUCCAUGGCAGAUGAUUUAAAUGGAGGGCAGUGCCUCUUAGCAUCACAGUCCUAUCCCCAUCAGCAUCAGAUGUGGAAUGGGUUGGCUUUAGAUAGCUUUUCUCAAAACACACAAACUACCCAGAAUUUCUCAGUGAGAAUGUCAACGUUUCCCAGCUGAGACUGCAUUUUAAUGGUUCCAUUUACACCCUGUCCUUGGGUAAUGGCUACAAAAACUAUUAAUGAAGCCACCAAAUGGUUGUAGGAAUAAGGGGUGCAUAGAGAUGUACCCAGCAGUGAAGGGAUGGUCAGUUGGGUCAGAGAAUUUAUUAAUGUCUCUUGGCAAGAGUGGAUGGCCCCAGACUAGCUAAUGGCGAUGGCGGUAAAACAUGAAAAAGCCAUCCCUAGAUCUGGAAGAUCUAGCUGAAUAAUUACAAACUGGUGGCAAACAACCUCUUUCUCGGCAAAGUUCUUCAGCAGUUAGUUGCUGACCAGAUCCAGGCAUGCUUAGAUGAGACUGCUUUUCUGGAUCCAAUUCAGUCAGGUUUCAGGCACUGAAACAACACUGGGCACCUUGUAUGAUUAUCUUUAUCAGGAGAGAGAUGGGAGAAGUGUGAUGCUGUUGUUCCCCUUGAACUCUGGUUUGCUUUUUGAUACCAUUGAGCAUGGUAUCCUUCUGGACCUUCUGUCAGAAUGGAAAGUGGGUGUCACUGUUUUGUGGCGGUUCCUCUCCUGUUUGGGUGGUCCACUUCAAAAAGUGAUGCUUAGAAUUAUCGUUCAGUUCUGUGGAGCCUUCAUUGUGGGCUCUCACAGGGAUUCAUCAUAUCCCCCCAUGGAUUUACUGAAUCAGUGCCUGACUGCAGUAAACAACUGGAUGAGGGAAAACAACUGAAACUCAAUCCAGCUAAAACAAAAUAACCCCCCCCCUUCCAGUAGCACCUUAGAGACCAACUAAGUUUGUUAUUGGUAUGAGCCUUCGUGGACUUUUUGGAGUGGACUACCCAAACUGGAGGGGAACUGCCGCAAAACAGUGACACCCACUUUGCUGGAAGGAUUUUUUAUCAUUAUUUUGUUUCGACUCUGGCAGACCAACAUGGCUACCUACCUGUAACUCAACCAGCUAAGUCAAAGAUACUGCUACUAGGUGGUUCCUUGGUCCAGGUAGGUGAUGUGCAACUGGAUCUCCCCACUGUAUAAUCAGAUGCACAGAUUGGGGAUACUCCUUGUUCCAUUGCUGUGACCGGAGAUGCAAAUGGCAUAGAAUGCCUUCUUUCAGCUCUACCUGUUGGCCCAGCUAUGACCUAUCUGGAUUGGGAUAACCUGGUGUCAACAGGCUAUGUCCUAGAAUGCUUAUGCUUGGAUUACGGCAAUGCAUUGUAUGUGGAGCUGCCUUUGACAAUGGUUUGGGGAAACUGCAGCUGGGGAAAAAUUCAGCAGCCGGUUUAUUGGUGGAGAUCAGGUGCUUCGAACAUGUAACACCAAUUCUGGCUUGAUUACAGAGGCUACCAAUGUGUUUCUUGGUCCAAUUCAAAGUGCUGAUUCUGACUUGUAAAGCCUUAUACAGAUUGGGAUCCCAUUUUCUACAAGACCCCUCUUCCCAUACGAGCCUGACUGGAGCCUGAGGUCAUCAUCAGAGGCCUUAUUCUGUGUUGUAAAGUGGUAAGAACAGGUCUUCUCAGUACUGGCUCCCACGUCUGUGAGGUGCUUUCCCCAGAGAGGCUUGCCUGGCAUCAACACCAAUGUAUUUUCAUUGCCAGAUGAAGCUGUCUUUCUUCUCCUGGGCAUUAUUAAUUUCUGCAGCAGUUGAUGGUAUUUUAGCUAGUUAAUUCUUUGGUGAUCAGCCUUAUAUUGGGGAGCAUGGAGUGGGGGAGGGAUUUGUUAUUU